Molecule: messenger RNA, 816 nt
Organism: Spinacia oleracea (spinach)
Lineage: Eukaryota; Viridiplantae; Streptophyta; Magnoliopsida; Caryophyllales; Amaranthaceae
Product: probable calcium-binding protein CML18
Exons: 1
Coding region: 116-568 (150 amino acids)
Molecular function (GO): calcium ion binding
Source: RefSeq, a predicted model, not a curated record
UUCCUAACUAUAAAACCACUCCCUCACUACCUUCUUAAAAAACCCUUUUGUUUUCUAUUUUCUCUCUCCUCCUCGAUUCUCUCUCUUCGCCGGAAGCACACUUUCUCUCUCAACAAUGGCGAAAAACUCAAACUCUCAGAAAAAAUCAACAACCGAAAUCGAGAGCAUAUUCCAGAAAUUCGACGCAAACGGCGAUGGAAAGAUCUCAGCGACAGAACUGCAAUCUCUGUUACAAGCCCUAGGAUCGGAGACGUCGUCGGAAGAGGUGAAGAAGAUGAUGGACGAGAUGGACAAAGAUGGCGACGGUUACGUCGAUCUAAGGGAAUUCGAGGAGUUUCACGCCGGAUCUGGCGGCAAUGCGGGGUCCACUAAGGAGCUUCGAGAAGCAUUCAGCUUGUAUGAUAAGGAUGGCAAUGGUAAGAUUUCAGCGCGUGAGUUGUACGAUGUGUUGAAGAGUCUUGGAGAGAAGUGUUCGUUGAAGGAUUGUAAGAAGAUGAUUCAAUCUGUUGAUGCGGAUGGUGAUGGUCAUGUUGAUUUCGAGGAGUUUAAGAAGAUGAUGGCCGCUUGAUUUAAUCGUUAAUCUAGAGAGAGAAAGAGUCUAUGAAGAGAGAGAAAGAUGUUACGAGGAGGAUUAAUUGUGUAUAGGUGAUGAUUUUUACUUUAAUUAUAACUUUUUGCUUGUUAAUUAGUGGUUAAUAUUCUACUAAUUAAUGGCUUCUUAACGUGAUUAGGGAUCUAAUUAAACGUAUUCUUGUGAAUACAGUUUGCUAACUGUUUUUAGUUUAAUUGUUCUCUAAUGAAUUAGUUUUUGUUUUA